AUGACCUCACAACCGGACUUCCAGUCUCGCCGCUCCUCUUGCGAACGCUGUCGUUUCCACAAACUCAGAUGCACCGUUGUAUCGGAUUCUUCAGAUGGUUCUCCUCGUUGUGUGAGGUGUAUGCGCGCGAAAGUUGAUUGUGUAUUCGGACGCAGAGCACGGGGGAAGCGCAAUCGGUCACAAAAAGAUCAUACUCAAAUAAAUUGGGGACUACAAUCACCCGUUACAGACUCGAUUUCCACAGAUGGCAAAGAUACCAUCUUCAACGAUACCCCUCGCUCGAUCAAUCACCAACCAUGCAUAUUCCCUUCUCCAAGCCCCCCAUACAUAGACGGUUCGGAUAUCCGCUCAGAGGAUAUGGAUUGGGAUCUCCUUUUCCACCCUGACCAGGGUCUCGGCCACUUUAUACCAAGCUCUCAGCCUUCGCCUUAUAAUUUGUGGGAUGUCGCGUUUUCUCAAACUGCACUUGACAGCAGCCUGUCAACAAUCCCUCAAGGGAGUUGGAAAUCAAAUAUACCCCCCCCUACACCAUGCAAGGAAAAAGGUCCAGAUAUAAUUCUGCGGCUUUCUAGUCUUGCCACGGAUAUUCAACAAACGAUCAUCAACCUGCAAGAUAGCGAGUGGGCAUACGCUACCAAAUCCGAUGGACUCGAAAGAUACCCUGUGGGCAGUGUUCUUCAAUUAGCGCACGACUUCUCUCUCAUCCUGCAAGAUCUUCCUCAAUCAGCCAAUAACAAAUUACCCACAAAAGACCAUCAAGAUGAAACCUCAUCUAUACCCGACCUGUCUUCAGACCCCACCCACCUAUCAGAUCCGACCAGCAACUCCACAAAACCGACCCAACAAUCAACCCUACCACACGUGGCAGGGACCUCGAACUCCAUCGACACCUCCACAAUGCUCCAAAUAACAAGCUGCUAUAUCCUCAUUACAAAGCUCUACGGCCUUGUCAUGGACCACCUUCGCGCCCACCUCCAAGCCUCAGAUCUCCAAUCCACAAAGGUUUCCCCUUUUUCAUCGAUUGAGAAUGAAGCUUUGCGUCUGGGAGAUAUCUCAUAUUCAAAUGAUGUGUGGACAAAAGUACAUACUGUCUUUCGUGCCAUGCUGGACCAGUUACAUGUGAUUGGUAGUGCUAUCGGUGUUGAAUCCUUUCGAUCAUCUCGUUCGUUGGGAUUGGAUGAGGCGGUUUCACAUUCUGGUUUCCUUGGGAAUUUGUCGCAGGCGGCACUUGAAGAUAAUCUGAUGGGGAAGGUACAGCCUUUGAAACUUCUGUUGAGGCAAAAAUUAGCUUUAUAG
Messenger RNA from Penicillium malachiteum, 1296 nucleotides. Its product is annotated as Zn(II)2Cys6 transcription factor domain-containing protein. NCBI's taxonomy places the organism in Eukaryota, Fungi, Ascomycota, Eurotiomycetes, Eurotiales, Aspergillaceae. Gene Ontology annotation, molecular function: transcription cis-regulatory region binding; DNA-binding transcription factor activity, RNA polymerase II-specific; zinc ion binding. The record is from RefSeq and is a predicted model, not a curated record. The transcript has 2 exons. Gene Ontology annotation, cellular component: nucleus. Bases 1 to 1296 code for a protein of 431 amino acids. Gene Ontology annotation, biological process: regulation of DNA-templated transcription.